AGCCGGUCGUGUUCUAGAGUCCCGGUUGCCGCGAGAAAGUUCCAUCGCACCUGGUCGGUAGCGUUGGUUUUACCGCCAACGGGCCAUUCAUUUUGAAUGGCCCCGGGUUUCAUAUAUUCUCUGGGCGCCCCGUAAUCUCCAUUCUUACCGGGGUUUAUAAAAUCUACCAUCAUGGCGCUCGUCGUCAAAUUAAAUCGGUUUAAAGUCUUGAAGUGUAAGUAUGAGAAGUUCGCGCGGCUCGACUUCAGAGGAUCCAACAAGUAUUCGUCAGUGCUUCUUUCUGCAGAUGAGAUCAUAUUCGUAAACCAGCGCUUCGAGUGGGUGGUGGUUCGACCCAUCGAUCCGGGCGAGGUGGUAACUCUUCACCUGUUGACUCGAGUCCGCUGGGGCGCACCCCGUGUGCUCGGGGUCUACCGACUUGGCCUCCAGAUAGUGGUCACAGAUGGCCAAAUAUCCGUUACCGACACACUCGUCGAUGAACGCAACAAACCAGUGCCGGUAUUCGUGGACAUGGAUGUAUACUACAAUCCUCCAACUGGAUCCCUGCGUGGGGAUCCAUUCUUCAGAGCUGAAAUGAGCCCCUUUAAGGGAUCGUCAUGCAACAUACCAAUGGUGCAUGGCGCUGGUCCUUCUGGUGUUGUGCCAGUUCAUGGAGCUCAUGCCUCUGGAUAUGCUUCGACACCGGGCUCGUCCCGUGGUUCCUUAGCUGGAACCUCUCCUAAGGAUUCUGAUGAUAACGUCUUAGACGACGUGGAACGCAAUAUUGCGUCCAUUGAACAAUCCAUUCGUGACAAGGAAGUGACUAUUGAUAUGGACUGCUUAGAGGAAUCUCGCACUCAGAAGUUGAAGACUGCAGGAAAGCGGUUUCUCAAGCGCGGAUUCACUCUGGGCAGCGAAAAAGUGGUGAUAGAAAUGCCUGAGCGCAAAUCGCGCCCAUCAACAUUGAAAACCGUGAGGACAUUGAUGCGCCUCGGCAAGAUCCGCCCUUCCCGCUGCAGCAGCGAUGAGGAACAAGGCCUUCUAGAGACACCAGGACCUUCAUCAGAACCCGACCGUCCAAUAAGCCAGAUAUCAGUCUCAUCUGAUGAAAUGCUUGUUGAUGUACAUUCACCGAGCGAAACGCGCAAAUUCAAAAGGAUGCGCACUGUAAUGGACACUGGCGUACCAUCAGCGCUGAAGGCAGCAGAUUUCCAAGUCUGCGUGACAGUGAUCGAGGCUCGUCAGCUCGCCGGCCUCAACAUGGACCCCGUAGUCUGUGUACAAAUAGGCGACGUACGAAAAUACACCAGCGUGAAAGAAAGCACGAACUGCCCAUAUUACAAUGAGUACUUCGUCUUCGACUUUCACAUGCCGCCUAUCAUGCUGUUCGACAAGAUAAUUACUCUUUCGGUGCUGCAAUCCCGAAAUAUUCUUCGUGCUAAUAAGCUGCUCGGCAGCUUCAAGUUGGACGUGGCGACAGUGUGGAGUCAACCCGAUCGUCAAUUUUUCCACAAGUGGGCUUUACUGACUGACCCUGACGACGUCGGAGCCGGAGCCAAAGGCUACCUAAAAUGUGACAUAAGUGUCAUUGGCAAGGGGGACGCGAUCAAAGUACCUCCAAAAAGUGAAAAAGAUGAAGACGACAUUGAGGCAAACCUGCUUCUACCUGAAGGCGUUCCAAUAGAGCGCCAGCGCGCCAGAUUUAUCGUGACGAUACAUAAAGCUGAUGGUCUGCCCAAGAUGAAUUAUUCACUCCUAGCUAACUUCAAGAGAGCAUUCACUGGAGAAAGCCAGGACUUGGUGGACCCAUUCGUGCAAGUCUGCUUCGCUGGAAUGACAGGUUCGACGUCGGUACGCAAGAACACAUACACUCCAGUGUGGAAUGAACAAAUUGUUUUCACGGAGAUGUUUCCUCCGCUGUGCCAGCGUAUCAAGCUACAACUGAGGGAUAAUGUCCCCGUGAACCCCAACGUAAUCGGAACACACUUCAUCGAUCUCAAGACUAUUUCAAACGAUGGAGACAGAGGCUUUCUGCCGACUUUCGGGCCCGCGUACAUCUACAUGUACGGGUCCACUCGCGACUACAGCCUGCUGGAUCAGCACGCUGGCCUCAACAUGGGCAUGGGUGAAGGUGUCUCCUACAGAGGAAGACUCCUCGUUUCAAUUCGAACGGAGAUAAUAGACGGCAUCGAGUGUCCUCUGUCAGAUGUCGAGGUGGAACCGAUUCCACCAAUCAAUGAAUCAAGCUUCGAGAAGAAUGACGAGUUCUUCCUCUUCAGCAGCAUCUUCGAAGCCAACAUGAUUGACAAACGUCUCACUGAUAAAGCUCUGCAAUUUGAACUAAGCCUUGGAAAUUCUGGGAACUCCCUGGAUGGGCACAACGAGUCCGUCAAACGCCCACACGACUUAGAAGGUGAUCUAGAUGAACUUUGCGCCGACACUGGGUACUGGCAGAGUACCACUCAACCAGCCAAAGCAGCGUCUACGGACAAGACUUACUACUACCUUCCAUACUGGGACCACAAACAAUGCAUGCACAUACGCAGCAUAUGGCCAGACCAUCGCCGCCGCAUGUACAAUUCUAAUCUGAUUGCUAAUAUCAUCGACAAAUAUGAGGAAGGUUUGGCUGAUGCUCAAGCAGCUAUCGAUGUGGAGAUACAUCCAGACAGCUCCAGUGUGCUGAUGCUCAAAUCAACGCUGGAGAGCCUCAGUAGCGCUUGCAGUGCCUAUGUCCGGCAUAUGACCAACGCGCCACCUCUCGGACACACUAAGCUCGACAAGGAACGGCAGAAACUCUGCGUCUAUGAAAUUGAACAAAUUGCAGCCAUGGCUAAAAGCUUGAGGGCUUUGAUCACGAAACACUCAAUAAAGGAGCGAUUACGCACCGCCUACUCAUACCUGAACAUGCUGAAACAUCUCUGCGAAGAUGCCCAGCACGCAUUGCCAGAUAUAUUCAUCUGGCUGAUCAGCAACGGCAAGCGACUGGCAUACCAGCGCAUCCCAGCCAGAGAUAUUAUCUACUCAGACUUCGCAGACGAGUCCGGCAAAUAUUGCGGCAAGAUGCAAACGCUAUUCCUCAAGUGGCCAGGGAAAAAGUCAGCAUCACCUAGCGGAUGGUCUAUACCAGCGAAGAUCAGCGUCUACCUGUGGUUGGGUAUAUUGCAACACAAGAAACAUUACAUUGACGGUCUGCCUCAGGGAUAUGAAGUUAGCUCAGAGCUACGCAAUGCUGAUAAGCUACGAUCUAACGCGCCAUCUACCAUAUUUUAUGCUGAAAAACAUAAUUUCCAAAUGCGAGCUUAUGUGUACCAGGCCAGGUCACUAAUUGGAUCUGAUUCUUCGGGUCUUUCCGACCCAUUUGCACGAAUUGUGAUUGGAGAAAGUAGCGGAACUACACAAGUUAUUGACGAAACAUUGAGCCCAACAUGGGACGAAUUACUUGUCUUUGAUGAUGUGCUGCUCUACAGCACCAUUGAACGUAUCAAAGCUGAUCCUCCAACAAUAGUCAUAGAGAUUUUUGAUCAAGACAAAGUCGGCAAGUCCGAAUUCAUCGGCCGUACAUUGGCUAAACCACGGAUAAAAUCAUAUGAAGAUGUCCAAGGUGGCUCACAGAAUACACCGUCUUUGGAGUGGCAUGAGAUCACACGAGGUGACGAUCGAGCUGGGGAACUAUUGGCUACGUUCGAACUUCUCGAAAUACCACCCAAACAAGAUUCAUCCAUACUUCCUAAUCUGCCUUCACCGAGAGAAGCAAACGGGAAGCCGCCCAUUGAUAUAAACAAAGGCCCAAUACUUCCUGUACCAAGAGGAAUUCGCCCAACACUGUCUAAAUACCGCAUUGAAGUAUUAUUCUGGGGGUUACGUGAUUUAAAACGUGUUCACCUGCUGACAGUGGACCGCCCUCGCGUCGAUAUUGAGUGUGCAGGCAACAUUCUGUACUCAUCUGUGAUACAGAAUGCGAAACGUAAUCCCAACUUUACAAACCCCAUCAGGUUUGUUGACGUAGAACUACCGGAACAAGACUUGUAUAGACCACCUCUAACUAUCCGUGUGGUUGACUGUCGCAGCUUUGGGCGCAUUACUCUGGUAGGCACCCACACUAUUAAUUCUAUACAUAAAUAUAUUUACACUCCAAUGAGCAAGCGUGAGAGGGACAUUGAAGAAAGAAAAAAAUCCCUAAUUCCAUUACAAAAUGUUGAUCUACGAGCCAACUGUAUCGUACCGGAUGACACUUUUACUAUUGAGAAUGAAAAAGAAAGCUGUCCAUUACUGACACGCGAAGGAAGGGGUGCUGCCUCCUAUGGCUCGGGCAUAAAGCCUCAAGUAAUGCGCAAGAAAUUCACUAAACGUGAGUCGAUGAAGAAACGAAAAGCUAGCACUGAUUCUGCUCUUGAUGACGAUGAAGGAAGCAAGGAUUGGUGGACCAAGUACUUUGCUUCGGUAGAAUCGAUGAUUGAGGAAGAAAAAGAGGCUAAAAGAGAGAGGCAGGGCUUCUUGCAGCCAUCUCAAGCACAUGGAUCGUCGGAUAUGCGGUCACCGAGAUCUGAAGAGAUACACUCGCCGAGAGCUGAUCGUGACAGAGAAAGAGAUAGAGACCGCAACCGAAGACGACAGCCAACGUCACCGAAACCAAAAGUCAGUCCGACUUUAAAGAAAAACGAGAUACCGCGUUCAGCACUGGCUAAGAUUUACCCACAUGAGCUGGAAGCCGUGCCUGAGUAUGAUGAAUUCAAGGAAUGGCUUCAUUCCUUUGAACUGUACAGGGGAAAGAAGACCGGAGACGACUCUGAAGAUGAGAACCGAGUUGUUGGCGUGUUUAAAGGAGCUAUCAAAGUAUACAAAUGGCCUCUUCCACGUGGGAUUGAUGACCAUACCGUAAUGGGAUUUGAUCCCAAUUAUGGAUUCUUCCAGGGCGUUCCCAAUAAUGAACCCAUCCAUGUGCUUGUACGCGUGUACAUUGUCAAGGCUACUGAUUUACAUCCAAUGGAUCUCAAUGGCAAAGCUGAUCCCUACAUAGUGCUGCAUCUCGGAUCAAAGAGGAUCAGCGAUAAAGAGAACUAUGUGUCCAAACAACUGAAUCCUGUUUUCGGUAAAUGUUUUGAAAUUGAGGCAACGUUCCCACAAGACUCACUUCUGACUAUCCAAGUUCUGGACUGGGAUCUACUCGGCGCUGAUGAUCUUAUCGGUGAAACAAAAAUCGACCUGGAAAAUCGAUUCUACAGCCGUCACCGUGCCACAUGUGGCCUCCCGAUGAAGUAUGAAGAACAAGGCUAUAACCGCUGGCGUGAUGCUAUGAAGCCAACGCAAAUUCUAGCUAAACUUUGCAAAGACGGAAAAUUGGACCCCCCUGUCUACGAAUAUGGUCGAGUUAAGAUAGGGCGUACGGUCUUCAACAUGCACAUGGAGGAUACUGAGCUGUUCUCAAAUCCUGACACAGUAGAGGAACAAAUGGCUCUGCUGGUACUGCGUCGCUGGCAGGAGGUCCCUAGAGUGGGAACUAGACUGGUGACUGAACACGUUGAGACACGUCCUCUCUACAAUCCAAGCAAACCAGGGAUUGAACAAGGGCGCUUACAGAUGUGGGUGGACAUGUUCCCGAUGGACAUGCCCCUGCCAGGCCCACCUAUGGACAUAUCAGCUCGCAAGCCCAAGUCCUACGAGAUGAGGGUCAUAAUAUGGAACACUGAUGACGUCGUACUCGAAGACGACGCGUUCUUUACCGGAGAGAAGAUGUCUGAUAUUUAUGUGAAAGGUUGGGUAAAAGGUCCAGACGACUGUCAGUCCACGGACAUACACUACCGCUCUCUAACUGGAGAGGGCAACUUCAACUGGCGCUUCAUAUAUCCGUUCGAUUACUUGGAAGCUGAAGAACGAAUCGUGAUCUCUCGCAAGGAGUCCGUCUUCUCGUGGGAUGAGACUGAGUGCAAAAUACCCGCGCGUCUCGAACUACAAGUGUGGGACGCUGAUCACUUCUCUGCUGAUGACUUUUUAGGCGCCAUCACUCUGGAUUUGAGUCGCUUCCCUCGAGGAGCUAAAUCCUCGAAGCUCUGCACGUUGGACAUGCUUCAAUUCGACGGCUCCGUGCCGAUGGUGAACAUCUUCAAGCAGAAGCGAGUGAAGGGUUGGUGGCCAUUCUACAUUAAACGUGACACUGAGGAGAUGGAACUGACUGGGAAGGUGGAAGCUGAGAUACAUCUCCUGACUCGUGAGGAAGCUGACAAGGUGCCUGCUGGCCUUGGACGCAACGAACCAGACCCCCUGGACAAACCUAAUCGCCCGGACGCUUCCUUCAUGUGGUUUUUGAACCCGCUCAAAUCUAUCCGCUACAUCGUAUGGCAUAACUACAAGUGGACCAUCCUCAAGGCAUCCAUCGUCUUCCUGCUAACUCUCAUGAUUCUACUGCUGGUGUACGCUGUACCCGGAUACACGGUGAAGAAACUCUUAGGAGCUUAAAUUAUACAACAAUACAGCUAAUGACUUGAAAUAUAUUCAAACUAGAUUAGGUUUCAAUUUUAUGUCUAGAUGAAUGUGCAAAAAAGUAAAAAAAUCCAUAAAAAUAUUUCAAUUCUUAUACACAUUUAACCACUUGAAUGUAACCAUAGAUUUAAUCAAUAAUUAUUAUUGUCUUAGGAUUAGAUUCAAGAAAUUAUUUUUUAAUAUUGUAUUUGAAUGUUAUUUUCUUAUACUUUUCAACUUGAACUACCAUAUCAUCUAUAUUUCUUUAAGAACUAUAUCUAUAGGUACUUGUAUCUACAAUUUAUAUCGGACUGUCUAUGUUCCACCUGCCGCCUACUAAAUUAAUCCUACUGUGUAAUAUUCAUUUCAUAUCUCAGUUUAACUACGUAUAUUUAUAUUUUUGAAUAUUCUAUGUGUUUUAGAUGAGUGGGGGGACUAUGAGCCUAUCAGUAAUGGUCCUCUUUGGCUACCAACAUCAGUUGGCCACUCUUGUAAAUGUCGCAGGCAAUUAGAAAACCUUUCCAUUUACAUGAGAUUCCGAUGACAGUGAAACAGCUGAACUACUGUUAUUGUUCCGAGACUACUUCUGACAAACGUGUCACCUCUUUGAGGAUGUGUGAAACAACACAUAUUUUAGACAGAUUCAGACCAAAUUGCGAAGAAGAUUCUUUAUCGAUCUCUCGACCUUUGAUCGAUAUUGUAUCUUAGGGAUGACGAUAGAUUAUCAAAUAAAUUCGAUCAUAAAACCGUUACAAAAUAACUUAUAGAUACGUAAACGAAACUGCAAAAUGGCUAGUUGUCUGCGACACAAUAUAGCUGUAUUAAGGGAAUAAAAACUCAAAAAAAAAUCCAUAUUUAUCCAUAGAAAUAAGGCCAUAUUUAACCAAACAUAUUUAACUCAUAUUACUAUAUGUAACCGUAGUAAUAAAACCACGUUUAACCAAUAUCUAUGUGUUAGAGAGCACUCAAUGUUAAAUUUUAAUCUUAAAUUCUACCACAUUGUCCACAAUCAUCGCCAUCGCGAUUACAGACUAAAUAGAAUAUAAAAUGCACAAUAGUAAUGAGGUUUGUUAUGGAGAUUUGAAAAGUAACUGGUGUCGAACAUCCUAGAAAAUAUUUUUGAUGAAAGUGUAAUCUUCUAUAAGCCAUCAGCACGAUUAGUAUCCGUUUGAUGUAAGAUUUAAGUAAAAUAUUACCUUGAGCCCUCAAUAUUAUAAAAAAACAAAUUCACAUUCCGAUAUUCAAAAUAAUUUUCCAUAACAUUCCUCACCCAGUUUAACACCCAAAAUAAAAAUAAUUGCCGUAGCAGAGUUACUUUCACUAUUGAUGUUUAGCAUUAAUAAUAUAAUCAAUCAAUAAUCAAUGUCUAAAAUAAUAAUUUGAAAAUAACUUUACCUGUCAAAUAUCUCACAUAUCGAAUGUAUUCACAUAUCAAAACGAAAAAAAAUCGCAGUUAAUUAAACAACGGGACAGAUAAAGUGACUUUUAACAGAUUGUUUAUAUGUGUAUUCAAUUAUAUUAACAAUUAUGUAACAGUAUUGAAUCACUUCAACAAUAUAUAAUAUAAUUUAGC
Molecule: messenger RNA, 8008 nt
Organism: Spodoptera litura
Lineage: Eukaryota; Metazoa; Arthropoda; Insecta; Lepidoptera; Noctuidae
Product: otoferlin
Biological process (GO): plasma membrane organization
Cellular component (GO): membrane
Source: RefSeq, a predicted model, not a curated record